AUGGGUAACCUCAACGCCAACCUCGUUCUGCUGAUGCUGGCUCUCCUGCUCUCUGCUCUUCCCCUCAAAGGAGCAUCCAACACUGAUGAGUACAUACCUGUGACUCCCGUCAAGUACUUGACUCUGGCCAAUGUGCCCGGCGGUGUGCUGGCCGGUUACAAUCAGUGCUCGGACUGCCGGUGUUGUUCCGCCAACAACCCGAGCAACUGCGUGACGACAAAGUGUUGCUACAAGUUGAUCUGCCACGAGGCCACCAAUCCAGCGGCCAUAUGCUCGUAUAGGCCGGUGGCCUGCCACUGCGACAACUGCAUUUGA
Messenger RNA from Musa acuminata AAA Group (dessert banana), 315 nucleotides. RefSeq lists its product as uncharacterized. The transcript has 2 exons. The record is from RefSeq and is a predicted model, not a curated record. NCBI's taxonomy places the organism in Eukaryota, Viridiplantae, Streptophyta, Magnoliopsida, Zingiberales, Musaceae. Bases 1 to 315 code for a protein of 104 amino acids.